Caenorhabditis angaria is the source of this 4648-nucleotide messenger RNA. Lineage: Eukaryota; Metazoa; Nematoda; Chromadorea; Rhabditida; Rhabditidae. The record is from the annotation of a GenBank genome assembly.
AUGGUUGAUUACUACCAACAACCUCCAUCGUAUCAUCAACCGGGAUAUGAUUAUACCCAACAAGAAGAAGAAUGGGAUCGUGAAGGAUUGCUUGAUCCAGCUUGGGAAAAACAACAGAAAAAGGUAUAUAAUUUCGCUUUUCGUCAGACGUAUGUUAAAUGCUAUUCUAACCCUCCCUCUCAAUGUUUUUUCGAACGCGAAUCAAAACCAACUCGAUUGAUAAAUUAUAAGCUCGAAAAGAUGAACAGAGCAAGAAAAAAAAGAAGAGUUUGGUCUGUUAUUACAACAACAUUCUUUUUGUCACUCGAAAACGAAAAUAAGAUAACUCUCGAAAAAAAACUUUGAGUGGGAGGGAAAUCUGAAACUAAACGAGACUGAAAAUUAGAUAAUGAACAUUGUGAGAGUGAACUUUCUGAAGAAAAAAAAAAAGAAAAAUUCGUAAAUGAAACGAAACAUGGCGCUUCGCCACAAGACCUGCUUCCAAACACACACGAAUGUACUGUAGCAAUAGUUUCGUGUGUGUUUAUUAGUUUUAUGAAAGGAAAUUUCAGCUAAGGUGCUUUCAAACUGUAAAACUGAGUUUUUUAUUGAUAAAAUUUUCAGACCUUCACCGCUUGGUGCAAUUCACAUCUUCGAAAAGCUGGAACUUCAAUCGACACAAUUGAAGAAGAUUUUCGAAAUGGUCUUAAAUUGAUGUUGUUGUUGGAAGUGAUUUCCGGUGAACCACUUCCAAAACCAGAUCGAGGAAAAAUGCGUUUCCACAAGAUUGCCAAUGUCAACAAAGCAUUAGAAUACAUCGAAUCAAAAGGUGUCAAAUUGGUAUCAAUUGGAGCCGAAGAAAUUGUUGAUGGAAAUGUGAAAAUGACACUCGGUUUGAUUUGGACAAUCAUCUUGCGUUUCGCUAUCCAAGAUAUUAAUGUUGAAGGUAAUACUUAUUAUUGGAAAAUAUUUAAAGCUUAGUUAUUUUCAGAAUUGUCCGCCCGUGAUGGACUUCUUCUUUGGUGUCAACGUAAAACUGCACCAUACAAUAAUGUCAAUGUGCAAAACUUCCAUAAUUCAUGGAAGGAUGGUCUUGCAUUCUGCGCGUUGAUUCAUAGACAUCGACCAGAUCUUUUGGAUUAUUCUCAACUUCACAAAGGAGAUCCAAUUCAUAACUUGAAUUUGGCUUUUGAUGUUGCUGAAAAACACUUGGAUAUUCCAAGAAUGUUGGACGCUGAAGGUAAGAAUAUAUUCUCAUCUCUAGAAUUUCUCAAAACUUCAAACUGAUAAUGAUCGUUUCUAUUCUCCCUUUCUAAAAAAUGUUGAAACCUCACAGACGUUGCGCGUCAUCCGGAUGAAAAAUCCACAAUGACGUAUGUCUCUUGCUUCUAUCACGCAUUCCGCAAUAUGCGUGAACAGCCACCAAUAAUUCGUCAACCACCACCACAACGUGUUGUUGUGGCUCCUCCACCAGAACGCGAUUGGCGUAAAGAUGUGAGAGAGUGAUGUGGUUUUUCUUUUUUUCAAAAUUAAUUGUGAAGUUCAUGUCCAGUCCGAGUUGUUUUUUUUUGCAAAAAACAUAUUAAUCGAGUUGUUUUCAACUAACAUUUUCUUGUAGAUUUGGCCAACUCACAACCUGAUGAAAAGGCUGUUAUGACCUAUGUUUCGUGUUAUUAUCAUUAUUUCAGUGGAAUGAGAAAGGUGUCUAGAAAAAAAGAAAAUCUAAACCUAAAUUGAAAAUUUUAGGCUGAAACUGCGGCUAAUAGAAUUUGUCGCGUUUUGAAAGUCAAUCAAGAAAAUGAAAAAAUGAUGGAGGAUUACGAAAAUUUGGCAUCUGAUGUGAGUUUGAAAGAAAAGUUUUAAAAAAAUUCAAAAUUAAAUACUCAAUUUUCAGCUUCUUGCUUGGAUUGCUCGUUGGAUGCCAUGGUUGGCAAAUCGUUCAACUGAUGAUACUCUUCCACAAGCUCAACAAAAACUCGAAGAUUAUCGCAAUUAUCGUCGACAUGAAAAACCACCAAGAAUUGAAGAUAAAGGUCGUCUUGAGACACUUUUCAAUACACUUCAAACUCGUCUUCGUCUCUCAAAUCGUCCAGCUUUCUUGCCACGUGAUGGACAUUUGAUCAAAGAUAUUAAUGCAGCUUGGGCUGGACUUGAAGAUUCGGAAAAAGGAUUUGAAGAAUGGUUGUUGUCGGAAAUUAUGAGAUUAGAAAGAUUGGAACAUUUGGCGGAGAAAUUCAGAAGAAAGUGUGCAUUGCAUGAAGAAUGGGCACAUGGAAAAGAAGAUGCUUUGAGAAGUCAAGAUUGGAGAAGUUGCGGAUUAUAUAAGAUCAAGGUUAGUUUUUUUUUAUUCGGGGAGAAGUUAGCAAAAAAAUGAAAAAAAAAUUCAGGCUCUUCGCAAACGCCACGAAGCUUUUGAAAGUGAUUUGGGAGCUCAUCAAGAUCGUGUUGAACAAAUUGCCGCAAUUGCAAGAGAACUCAAUAAUCUUCGUUAUCCAGAUAUUGGUCCAAUUAAUGCAAGAUGUCAAACAAUUUGCUCUCAAUGGGAUCGUCUUGGACAACUUUCUUCACAACGUCGUGAAAAAUUGGAAGAUGCUGAAAGAAUUGCCGAACGUCUCGAUUCGCUUUAUCUCGAUUUUGCCAAACGUGCUGCUCCAUUCAAUAAUUGGCUCGAUGGAGCUCGCGAAGAUUUGGCUGAUCUUGUUAUUGUUCAUGAGAUGCGCGAAAUCGAAGAACUUGUUAGCGCACACGAUCAAUUCAAAUCGACUUUGGGAGACGCGGAUCGCGAAUUUUCGAGCAUUAAUUCAAUCGAACAAGAAGUUGAGCAUCUUGUCACAUCACAUGGUUUGGAUAGAGAAUUGUUGAGAAAUCCAUACACUGAUUUGGCUGCGGCUGAUAUUCGUAGAAAAUGGGGAGAAGUUCAAUCAUCGGUUCCAAGAAGAGAUUCGCAAUUACAAGCUGAACUCAGAAGACAACAAAGUAAGUGGAGUUGUUUUGUCCGAUUUCUUUUAAUACUCCCAGGUGUAGUUGCUCACCCUUAAAUGCAUUUUUUUCAGACAACGAACGUCUUCGAACAAUGUUUGCUGAAAAAGCAAAUAAUGUUGGUCCAUGGCUCGAAAGAGAACUCGAACAAGUUUUGGCAAUUGGACUUGGUGGACGUGGAAGAUUGGAAGAUUCGAUUCAACAACUUCGAAAUGUCCAAAGAAAUGUACUUGGUUACAAACCAAAUCUUGAAGAACUCGAAAGAAUUCAUCAAGAGAUGCAAGAAAACUUUGUAUUUGAGAAUAGAAAAUCUAGGUAUUUAUUUAAACGGGAUAAUUUUUCUGAUGAAAAUCUAAUUUUUUUCCAGAUAUUCAAUGGAAUCACUUCGUGUUGGAUGGGAAACACUUCUUACAAGUAUCAAUAAGACAAUCAACGAGUUUGAAAACCAGGUUAGAUUUUAUGAACCAUUCAUGUUAAUGAUCAAUAGAUUUUUGAACAUUCGAAUUUUUCUCAGGUUCUUCUUCGUGAUAGUAAAGGAAUUAGUGAAGAGCAAAUUGCCGAAUUCCGUUCAUCAUUUGCUCAUUUCGACAAAGAUCGUGCUGGUCUCGACACCGAACAACUUCGCUCAUGUCUCAUUUCUGUCGGCGCUGUUCGACCAGGAAGAGAAGGAGAUGCUGAACUUCACCGCAUUUUGGCACACGUUGAUCCAAAUCGAAUUGGUCGUGUUCCAUUUGAAGCGUUCUUGGAUUUCAUGACAAAAGAGAAUUCGGAUCAAGACACUGUUGAACAAAUGAUUGAUUCGUUUAGAAUAUUAGCAUCUGGAAAGGUUGGUUUAAUUGUUUUGGAAAAAAUAUUUUUCAAAUACAUAACUAAACAAAAUGCAGUGUCAUUUUGAGAAUAUCGUAAUUUCGUCCCUGUUAUCUCGCAAAUUCAACUUCUUUAUAAAGGAAUUUGUAAGAAAAUCAUUAGAAUUUUCAUUUUUCCCAUUGAAAUUCGAAUGAUUUUUCAAAUUUGUUUCAAUUAAAAGUUCAAUAUGAAAUGUAGAAAAAAUCAAAAGAAAAUCCGUCCCUGUGGGAUCUGAGGCAUAGUCAUUUCUGGAGUGUCGUUUAAUCGUCCCUGCCGAUUGGAAAGCAAUGAAAAUUUCAACUUUUUUUUACAAAUCGAAUAAAUCUAAAGAUUUAUAUAGAGAACAUUCCGAAGCUCUCUAGGUAUUUUUGAAUUGGGAAUUUCGAAAUAUAGAAUAUUUUGAAAUGUAGAAAAAAUCAAAAGAAAAUCCGUCCCUGUGGGAUCUCAGGCAUAGUUAUUUUUGGAGUGUCGUUUAAAGCUGCCAAAUGGAAAAUUUUAACUUCCCAUUCUCCUUGAAAAUAUUUUCUCAUUAUAUUUUAGAACUGGUUUUCAAUAAUUUUUUCGAGAAACAAUUAUUUUGAAGUGUAGAAAAAUCAAUUUUCGAGAAUUUUUGGGAAAAUAUGGAUAGCUGAAAAAUAUGAUUUAAAACUCUGAAAAAUUGAAAAUUUACAAAAAAAUCUAUUCGAUUUUUCAGCCAUUCAUAACUGCGGAAGAAUUGGAACGUGAAUUACCCCGUGAUCAAGCAGCAUAUUGUAUGGCUCGAAUGGCUCCAUCACAUGAACCAGGAGCACCUCCAAGAUCAUUUGAUUAUGUCACAUUCAGCAGAUCAUUAUAUUCUCAAUAA